Messenger RNA from Lucilia sericata (common green bottle fly), 9698 nucleotides. RefSeq lists its product as uncharacterized. Lineage: Eukaryota; Metazoa; Arthropoda; Insecta; Diptera; Calliphoridae. The transcript has 17 exons. Gene Ontology annotation, cellular component: plasma membrane. The record is from RefSeq and is a predicted model, not a curated record. Gene Ontology annotation, molecular function: protein binding. Bases 5 to 4393 code for a protein of 1462 amino acids.
AAAAAUGACUAUAAAAUGGCGACAGAAAUACAAAAACAGAAAAGAUAUGCAACAACGACAGCAGCAACAACAAUGUCAAAUGGAGCCAAACGCAGUAGUGGCAGCAUCAACGACAACAAUACCAAUAACAACAACAACAACAAAAGCAAUAAGCCUCAAUAACUAUCAAAAUAACAAUAUAAACCAGAGCAGCUGCAACAGCAGCAGCAACAACAACCCGAACAAAAAGAAUGUGCAAGACGAUGUGGCAAACAUGAGCAAUUUAACUAAUGGUUUUAAAGUGCAGCAAAAACAAAGACAACAAGAGCUGCAACAACAAAUAAACUUUAAUAACAAUUGUUUUACGAAAACAACUCCAACUACUUCCACUUGCAACACAACUACAACUCACACAACUGCAAUAACUACAGACACAUAUGUUGGCAUGAGAUGUAGCAACAAAACAAUAGAACAACACAAACUACAACAACAUAAUGUUAGUGAAAAACAAAAACAAAUAGAGAAGCUACAGCUCAAGGAAACCGAAAAGUUGCAACCAGAUUUAACAUUGAGACAAUGUGCCCCAUCAAUGGAUGUGAUAGAAAAUGCAAUAACAUUAAAAUGGCGCCACAAACAACUGCAGCAACAAAAGCAAUACACAUACAGUAGUAACAACAACAUUAACGACAACAAUUGUUUGCAUAAACCAAGUUGGUAUGCCACCACCAUCAGUCCUACACUACCAGCUACACCAACGACGACCAUUGACACUUUAUUAACUCCCUUAAAUACUGCCACAAAUGCACUACAAACCAAACAAACAACAGCAGCAACAACUACAACAAAAACAAUAAUGGAUUGUGAUAUUCAACGAAAAUCGAGAGUUAUCGUUGAUUCUUUGCAUAUGAAAUCAACACUUGCCACAAACAUUGCCACAACAAUGAUGACACACCACAAACUGCCAACAUUUUUUAUUAUAUUCAUUUGUUUGCUUGCCACAACAACAGCAGCAAAAUCAUCAUCGUCAUCAUCAGCACCAUCAUUGUCGUCCUUUUCAUCACUUGCGGCUCUUAAUAACUCCUCAAUACAGCCGCAAGAAUCACCUGUAGUAGCUGCUGUGUCAUCAUCAUCAGCGUCGUCAUCAUCAUCCUCAUCGUUAACGCCUGACCUCACUGCCAAAUCACUACCCAUGUUGGCCUCUACCAUUCCACAGUGUUCCCUUUCCGAAUACAGCUGUACAAAUGGUCGCUGUGUGCCUCUAAGUAAAUAUUGUAACAAUAUCAAUGACUGUGGCGACGGCAGUGAUGAACCACGAUUUUGUACACGUUGUAAUCGUACUUAUUAUGGUGAUAUUGGUUUAACUUAUUCCUUGGAGUUGCAUCGUCCCAAACAGGAUCGCCUGCCUUAUGUGUGUGUUUUAACAUUUACUGCUGCGGGAGGUCAACAUGGUGAUGUUGUACAGGUAACUUUGGAUAGUUUUACUAUAGGACGUUUUACCUCAUAUACACAAGAUGGUUGCCCGGAUGGUUAUAUGCAAAUAGCUGAAUCAGCCCGUACACCCAUUGGCGGCAUGUGGUGUGGCACCUCAUGGGGACCAGUUUUAUUUUAUAGUGAAUCUCGUUCUUUGAUAUUUACCAUUAAAUUAAAUAAAUUAGCACGUGAUCAAAGCGGUUAUAAUUUUGAUUUUCGUAUACGAUAUAAAGUUUUAUCCCGUGAUAGUUCUGUUACACGUUAUGGUGGUAUUAAAGUUGAAGAUCUCCAGCAGUGGCAUAAUCGCAGCAGUUUCUUGCAUCAAAAUGCUGUAGACGAUUUCACCAAUACAAGUGGGGUGCACUCGGAUCGUUAUGGUCAGGAUUUUAGUUUAUUUAGUGCUUAUGCCAAUAAUAAAACUUUUUUAAGUUCUCUCAAUAACCAAAUGACAAAGGAUGAACAUAAUUACACCGAACCCAAAUACUAUUUAGGUGAUUUAAUACCCGGUACCUAUUGUUCCCGCAUAUUUAGUGACUGUGAUAAGAAAGCCUGUCGUUUGCAAUCACCAAAUUAUCCUGGUAUAUAUCCAAGAAAUUUAACCUGUUACUAUGCCGUAAGACAGCACGAUGUACCCCAUGGUAAACAUGCGUUAAUUUUAGUCAAACAACCCAAAGGUAAUCUGGUAUGGAUUUCAACACAGGACACAACCAAUGUUAAGGUGGCACCCAGCACCAAUGAAAAGGAUAAGAAAUUUGAGCCCAGAUUGAAGACCUGGUCGGACUGUGAUCACAUACAGGAAACAUCAAACUAUAGAAGGAAAUCGACGGACUACGUGACCGUAUAUGAUGGUUAUACAACGCGUGAUCCAAUUGUAUUGAAAUUCUGUGGUGGUGGUCAAGCUGUGCCCGCAGCAGUCUCUAGUGGGCCCGAAUUAUUGGUAGAGUUUACUACAUCACCAUAUGGUACAUUUACAGGAAGUUCAUCGCAAGUAUUGCCUUUGUAUGGUUUUCAGUUGGAGGUUGAGGUAAUAUUUGUGGAUAUACAAUCACCCACCUAUUCAAAAAAUAAGAAACCAUGUGAGUUUUGGAUUAGAGGUUCCGGACGUGGUAUCUUAGAGAAUCCCAAACAUUCUUUGGCUCCCAAUACCACCUGUUUGUAUCAUUUACAAGGUGUGGGUAUUUUUAAGACUUUCGAUCAUUUAAGUCUUUCACGUCGUACUAAUGCCCAGGGUCUACAUCAUCCGCCCUCCCGAUUUAAGGUGUGGAUUUCUAUGUUGAAAUUUAAUUUAGAUCCAGAAUUUGGUAAUAUCGAUGAAACGUCAGUGGGUGCUAUUGGUGUGCUGCAGACUCAAGAGGAUUGCAGUGGUAUGCUGCGCAUAUGGGAUGGUUCGAUGAGAGAGCCUCCCAUAUGCAAGGAUUUGAAUUGCAUGACCGAAACAAAUCAGGUUCACCCCUCUCUACAACAAUAUUCCCACAAUACCACCAAUGUUAUAGCAAGAUAUUGUCGCGGUACAGUGCCUCGAACCUGUGACCGAGCAAAUAUAAAUGAAACUUAUGCCCGACCUUGUACAGUUUCCGAGAGUUAUGUCUCAAGUGGAGAUUCUAUAACUUUAGAAUUGAAAAACACCGAAUCAACAGUGUUAAGACCCCUAGAAUUUAAACUGAAAUACGAAUUCAUCGAUCUGCAUCAGGAUGGCUUGCCCAUGGGUGGCGGAGAACUCGAUUGCAAUCGUAAAUUCGUUAGUAAUCUAAUGGAUCGCAAAGAUCCUGCGAUUUUUCGCAGUGUACGCAAUAUAUUUCUAUUUGGUCGUGGUGGUACACGAAAUCUUAAGUGCGUCUAUAAAUUUGAGGGCAUGAGAAGUGAAAGAGUUCGCAUAAAAUUACGCAAAGUAACCACCAUGAAUAGGCAUUGUAUGUCACGUGUGGAUGAGGAUAUAAAUAGGUCAUUCUGUUAUGGUGAUACCAGUGUUAAGGUUGAGAUAUUUGAACGUCCGUAUCAUGACACAAUAUUAUUGCCACGCGGUUGCCUUUGUAAUUCAUCGAACUCAUCACAUUUACCAGUUGAAUACACAUCGACAAGUAAUGACGUUGAAGUUCAUUUUACUGCCUACAAUAUGACAACGUUGGAUGAUCCAGAUGCUUUGAAUUUUGAGGGAAUGUUUGAGUUUAUCAAAGGACCAUCGAAUUGUAAAGAUGGUCGUAGGAAAUUUGGUCCCAGCGGCACCAUCGAUAUGACAUUCGGAGAUAUGGAAUGUCGCACCCGCCCUUGGCUUAUUGAACCAUCGAAUGGUAAUAAAUUCUUGUACAUACGUUUGAAAGCAAUUUUCCUGCGUAAAUACAAUCCCAAAAAGGCCAUGAACACUACCAUAGUGGGUACAAGUUCAUAUCGUUGUGAGACUAAGGCCAGAGCUGUACUAACUACGGCGGAAGGUUUAACAAUCACAGCAUGCCCACUGGCACCUGAUUCAAAAGCCUAUGAAUAUGUGGAGAUUUUCAGUGCUGGCUGGAAUGAGCGUCCUAAUUUUGCCAUUGCAAAUCGUUCAAAAGCCAUUAGUGUAGAGUUCCUAAGACCAGAGAAUGGUGACUUUUCAUUUAAUUGGAUGGAAUUGAUACCAGGACCAACACUCAGUAUAGCAGAAGAAUGCCAGUAUAAAUGCUCUGAGUUGAAUGCCUGUGUUAAUGUUAGUGUUUGGUGUGAUGGCAUACAACAUUGUCCCUCAGGUGAUGAUGAAACUUUCCUGCAAUGCUCGGCCAUUAUGAAAUUACCUACUGAAAUUUUGGCAACAUUGUGUUUGAUUAUUGUACUCUUCUGUUGUGCAUUUGCAGCGUUUGCCUAUAAAAAAAUCAAAAGAAAAUUAAGAGGCUCAUCAGUUUUGCAGACACGUUUAAAAUCCUUAAGCUCCAUGGAUACAGCCGUUUUGGAUGAAAAAGAAGUGAUUUGCUGACAAAGCGACAAUUCUGUGCGAUAUGUUGAAAUAGAUCGGGUCACUACAGUCUGACCACAUUCUAUGGAAACACUUGAAAAAAUAUCGCACAGAAUUGUGCCUCUUGCUUGUAGACUGUUAUAAACUAAAACACUAAAAAUUAAAAAAAAAGGAAAUACUUACUACUAAAAAUACUACUAAUUAAUACUAAAUAAUAAUAAUAAUAAUACAAAAGUAACUAUAUAUUAUAAUUACCAUUAAACAAAGACAUACAUACAUAAAGACACAAUUAAUUAAUUAAAAAUCUAACAAGACAAAACAAAACUAAUUAAUUAAGUACAGAUACUUAAUACCAAAAAUUGAUUUAAAACAGACAACACUUGUUUUUAUGGCAACUUUUUAAUAAGAAAAGAAGAAAAAAAGUAUAAAUUAUUCAAAUGAUUUAAGCUAAAGUAUGAAGAAAAAAAAACUCAAACUCAAUCAAAAACCAAUAAACACUUUGUUAAAUCUCACACAUAUUUUCUACGUAAAUGAUAAAAAAAAUAUAUAUAUAUAUUUAAAAAAAUCAUACAUAUUAAUUUGUGAAUAGUUAAGUCUUUAUCUUUAAUUAAGUAGUAACAGUUUUUUAAUUAAUUCUUUUGCUCCUUUUAAAGGUUUUAUUUAUUUGGGUUUUUUUCCAAAAAGAAAAGUAUUAAUUGAUAGACUAGACCAAAGGAAAAGAACUAUAAAGAUUGUGGGUAACUUCUGGCCAUUAAUUAGUUAUAAACUAAUGUAUUUUAAUUGAAAUAAAAGAGAUGAGAUUUAAAAAAUGUUAAUAUUGAAAUCGGAAAGCUUCGGCUGUAAUAAAAGCCAAAUGUUUUACGAAGAAUGAUCCUCAAAGACUGCACUUUAAGUCAUUCGGCAGAAUGCCUUGAACAUCGCUUUAAUAAGUCCCCAUUAAUGAACUAGAUCGAGAAAUAAAAAUUGGCUUAAUAAUUAACAAACCACCGAAAAGUUAACAAGAUCCACAAAAAGCUAUUCAGCUAGGAGACGUCUAAUGAUCGUAUCCUUUAAUAUAUGAAAGCCUCCUUAAGAUUAAAUGGUGUUAUGAGUUUGUUUAAGUAAGUUUGGGUUACAAAGAAGAUGCAUACUACAUAAGAUACAAAAAUUCUCUACAUUAAAUGGACAAUUUUCUUUAGAGGGUUCAGUUUCAGAAACUCGUUUUUCAGGGCAUAGUUCCUAAGAAAUUUGUAUAUAAUUUAGACGACAAUAACAAAGAAGUUGUUACAGAAUUUCAAUGUUAUCUCCACUCCUCAUUCUCGUUCAAUUAAUCCAACAUGUUAUACUCGGACUUACUUAUUCUAAGGAGUAAACUUUGGUGCAGGAAGCUCCUGCUCAUGUAUACAGGAUAAUAAUUCGUUGGGUUACAAAGAAGAUGCACACUACAUAAGAUCCAAAAAUUCUCUACAUUAAAUGGACAAUUUUCUUUAAAGGAUUCAGUUUCAGGAAAUCGUUUUUCAGGGCGUAGUUCCUAUGAAAUUUCUAUAAAAUUUAGAUGACAAUGACAAUGAAGUUGUUACAGAACUUCAAUGUCAUCUCCACUCCGCAUUUUCGUUCAAUUAGUCUAUCAUGUUAUACUCGGACUUACUUAUUCUAAGAAGUAAACUUUGGUAUAGGAUGCUUCUGCAUACAAUGUUCUCUACGUUACAUGGAUAAUAAUUCGAGUUAAUACUGACAAUCAUACAGAAAGUGUCCUCUCCAGAUGCUCUACAUUUUUCAGUAUCUGCUCUUUAAAUUAGUCGAAUCAGAAAUCGUAGCGUCUUGAUAUCCUUAGACUACAUAUUCUCAAGAGUCUUUCUCUCACUUGUGUCAACCAACUGAAUCUUGUUACAGAAUUUCAAUGUCAUCUCCACUCCGCAUUCUCGGACUUACUUAUUCUAAGAAGUAAACUUUGGUGUAGGAUGCUCCUGCAUACAUGUUCUCUACGUUACAUGGAUAAUAAUUCGAGUUAAUACUGACAAUCAUAUAUAAAGUGUCCUCUCCAGAUGCUCUACAUUCGUCAAUAUCUACUCAUUCACUUAUCCUCAGGAGUCUUUCUCCUACUUGUGUCAACCAACAGAAUCUUUUUACAGAACUUCAAUGUUAUCUCCACUCCUAAUACUCGUUCAAUAAGUCCGUCAUGUUAUACUCGGACUUACUUAUUCUAAGAAGUAAACUUUGGUGUAGUAUGCUCCUGCAUACAUGUUCUCUACGUUACAUGGAUAAUAAUUCGAGUUAAUACUGACAAUCAUAUAGAAAGUGUCCUCUCCAGAUGCUCUACAUUCGUCAGUAUCUACUCAUUCAAUUAGUCCAAUCAGAAAACUUAGCGUCUUGAUAUCCUUAGACUACUUAUUCUCAGGAGUCUUUCUCCCACUUGUGUCAACCAACAGAAUCUUGUUACAGAACUUCAAUGUCAUCUCCACUCCGCAUUCUCGGACGUACUUAUUCUAAGAAGUAAACUUUGGUGUAGUAUGCUCCUGCAUACAUGUUCUCUACAUUACAUGGAUAAUAAUUCGAGUUAAAACUGACAAUCAUAUAGAAAAUGUCCUCUCCAGAUGCUCUACAAUCGUCAGUAUCUACUCAUUCAAUUAGUCCAAUCAGAAAUCGUAACGUCUUGAUAUCAUUGGACUACAUAUUCUCAGGAGUAUUUCUCCCACUUGUGUGUCAACCAACAUAUUCUUAAUGACUCUAUCUACUGUUCUAGUAUUCUAAGAGGACCUGUUGAAUCAACUCGCCCAUGAUUUUAGCUUCGCUCCCGUGUGCUUUCGUCGAGUCAAACAGUUUAGCAUUAAUCGUUUAAACUUCCUCAAAUUACCGUUAUUACAUAUGAAUUUGCUCUUUUAGGCUACCCGGGGAUAAUCGGGUAAUGCCGGUCCAAUGAAUUGGAAAAUAUAGACCAAGGGAAAAAUCUUUGAAUUAGAAUAGAUACUAAUUAAAUCCGAGAGUUAAGUGAUCGGCUGUACAGAUCGAAAUUUAACGAAAAAUUUCACAUCAUACUCCUUCAAAGUUAUAUGAACUACUUCCGCAAACUGUUCCCUCCUUUUGACAACUAACAAUACAUUCAGAGCAUCAACAUAUUAACAAAGAAAUUGCUAGUGAAAUUCCGUCAAAAGACAGUUGAUCCGAUGAUAUUAGUAGAUAACAAUCCAAUCCCUAACUUGUAACCACUAACUAAUAGCGAUUGAAUAUCGAUAAUGCGGCAUAGAUGCCAGAAAUUAUAAGAAAGAAGAAUUCGACUUCGAAAAGGCCUGGAGGUACCAAAUAUGAAUGCGAAGAUGGGCAGUAUUGGUAGAAAUUCGAAACUGAUCUGAUAGUCUGAGAUUUAGACUGUAAUAAAGUCUCUAAAUAGAUUUCACGAAGACGAUAUGACAGAUAGCAAUGGCUGAAGUCGCUGAAAUGAACUUCGGAAAGAUCACCAAACAUGAAAUCCUAGUUGAAUUGUAUCAAUCAAAAUAGGAAACCGCUUUCCCAUGAUCGAAUUUGGAAGCAAAUUUUUUAAACAUUAUUUUACUCUAAUAUUCAAAUUGCUAUAAUGUCUCUAAAAUCGACCGGUGAAGACAAUCGAUAGAGAUCACGGAUAUGAAUGUUUGAAUGGUAUGUAUAGAUCGGAACUUGAAGCCAGAUAUGUUCAAGGUUCAAGCUUAGUUUGGUGAUUAUAUUAAAGAGCAGUUAGUACUAUAUACAUAUAAACUUAUUUUAAAAGAUUUCAAUGUUUUUAUUAAGGAUAUAUAUGGUAACAGAUAUUCACAUCGGAUUUACUAAGUAGAUAUCUCCAAGAAAAUAUUCUCAAAAAGCUUUCUAACCAGUUUCUUUCUUAAUCUCAUCUCUAACUAUUUCAUAACUCUUUAACUAAUCAAAACUAUAAAAUUAACAAACAUAUAUCUAACAAACUAUUAUUUGAAAGAAACUAAAACAAAAAAUUAAAAAAAAAUUUAGUGAGUUAAUUAAAAAUAAUUUUCCAGCAUUCAUUAUGCGACGCACAAAUAUAAAAUCAUUUAUGAUAAAAAAAUAAAACAAAAGCAAAAAAAAUAUAAUAUUUAAUUAUUAUGAAAUUUAAAAUUAAGGAUAAAUACAUACAUACGUACACACACACUCAUCUACGUACGUGCGUGUCUGUGUGUUCUGUAAAUGUAGAUUUUUAAGUAGUAAAUCAUAAUUAUAGUAUUUAAGUAAAUAAGUUAAACUAUAUUUAAUUAUAAACCAAUAUUUCAAUUACGAAAUGCAACCAAUAGCAGAACAUGUGUAUAUGCUUCAUACAUACAUAGAAAAAUUACAAGUAACCCAAUUGACCAAACAGAGAAAUCAGAAGUCAAGAAAAUGUAUUUUUUGGUAUAUGUCCACAGUUAAGUGCAGUCUGAAUUUUUUCCCAUAGCAAUUAAAGUGACAAAAUCUCAGUAGUUAUCUGAUAAAUCGUCAAGAAUUAGCGGCAGUAGGAAUUUAAAAAGCAUGUCCCCAAGAGCAGGACAGUGACAAAAAAGAAAUUUAAUUGAUUCCCCUUCGUCUUGGCAUCUUCCAGGCUAUGACACAAGCUAGUUCUUUUCUCCAUCUUGUCUGAGAGAGUUCAUAGAACCUGUUGUCUAUGUGUGAGCAAACACUUUAAGCGGACUUUGGCAAAUGUUGUCUAUGUCCAUAUUGGAGGAUAUUUAAGCUCCUGUUUUCACUAAUAUAACUAAUCUUGAUGUAGUACAUACACCGGUAAGGGAUUUGUUUACAGCUGGACCAUCGUUAAAGUCAUUUAAAGUCGAUAUUCCAGUAUAAAGCGGAUUGCAGUCAUACUGGGGCGCUCUCGCUGUCCGUUUAAAAGAAAAUACUGCGUGGAGAACAACGUUCUUAGAGUCCCGAGUUUUCCGAGUUAGUAAAACUGAAAUUUGUCUGGAAAAAGGUUCGUUGUUACCUAGGAGACUCGAUAUCUACAGAUCUAAGUGAUCAUACACAAGGACUGAAGUUGCGUUAGCAGGUUGUCCACCAGCUUACAUCACUACGAUCACACUUGACUUCCUUUCACUUUGAAAAGUCAAAGGAUCCUGCGUAUAAGUUAGUACACUUCGACCUUAUUACUCCCGAUAUAAUCCUAUCUAUUUUGUCUUUCGGAUAAUCCUAUGUUCCGGGUGACAUCCUCUUUUUUUUCAUUAUAACAGAGAAGAACCUAUCUUCUAAUGCAAUUGUGUUCCAUAGCUAAGCUUUCGGAUGGUAUAACAAGACUUGGGAUCUUAAUAGGUUGGAUAUCGUCCCCACGAUCUUCGCCAUUCUACAGGUAGCCGAGGUUUAUUAUCAGACCUGGGCGAUUUCCAUUAAUUUUGCAUUAACA